Messenger RNA from Aethalodelphis obliquidens (Pacific white-sided dolphin), 750 nucleotides. RefSeq names its product cdc42 effector protein 3-like. Gene Ontology annotation, molecular function: small GTPase binding. Gene Ontology annotation, cellular component: plasma membrane; cytoskeleton; cytoplasm. Gene Ontology annotation, biological process: regulation of cell shape; Rho protein signal transduction; positive regulation of actin filament polymerization. The record is from RefSeq and is a predicted model, not a curated record. NCBI's taxonomy places the organism in Eukaryota, Metazoa, Chordata, Mammalia, Artiodactyla, Delphinidae.
AUGCCAGCCAAGACCUCAAUGUACCUGAAAGCUGCCAAUAACAAGAAAGGAAAGAAAUUUAAACUGAGGGACAUCUUGUCUCCGGAUACGAUCAGCCCUUCCCUUGGAGACCUCCGCCACACCGUUCACAUCAGCAAAGAGGGCCAGCACGACGUCUUUGGAGACAUUUCCUUUCUUCAAGGAAAUAAUGAGCUUCUACCUGGAAACGAGGAGAAAGCAUGCACGGGCCAGUUCCCUGGGCAUAACGAGUUCUUCCGGGCCAACGGUACCUCCGACUCCAUGUUCACAGAAAUGCCCUCCCCGGUGCUCAAAAACGCCAUCUCCCUUCCAACCGUCAGAGGGCCCCAAGCGCUCAUGUUGCCCUUGUUGUCACCGGUGACAUUCAGUUCCAAACAGGAGUCCUUAGGGCCGGGAAGGCUGCCCCGGCUUAGCUGUGAGCAGGUCAUGGAGGAGAAGGCUCCGGAGAAAAGCAGUCUGUUGGAGAACGGGACGGUCCACCAGGGGGACAUCUCGUGGGGGUCCAGCGGGUCCGCAUCGCAGUCCAGCCAGGGCAGGGGCAGCCUCUCCGAACAGUACCACUGGGCGGCGGAGGACAUGUUUGACCGUUCCGCCCCGUGCGAGCUCGUCAAGGAAAAGACUAAAUCAGAGGAGUCCCUCUCUGAUCUCAUGGGUUCCCUCCUCUCCUUGCAGCUCGAUCUUGGGCCCUCAUUUCUGGAUGAGGUGCUGAAUGUCAUGGAUAAAAGUAAGUAA